Lycium barbarum (goji berry) is the source of this 1443-nucleotide messenger RNA. RefSeq names its product extensin-1-like. Lineage: Eukaryota; Viridiplantae; Streptophyta; Magnoliopsida; Solanales; Solanaceae. The transcript has a single exon. The coding region runs from base 13 to 1443 and encodes 476 amino acids. The record is from RefSeq and is a predicted model, not a curated record.
GCUGGAAAGCAAAUGAAAAGCUUUGGGAAUUUGGGGCAAUGGCCUCUACUUGGAUUUGCUUUGGCAAUUUGCUUUGUAGCCAGCACUGUUGUUGCUGAUUACUCCUAUGGCUAUACUUCCAAUUCACCUUCUUACAACUCUAAGAAAUACUACAAAUCACCAUCUCCAUCCAAAUAUCAUGUACCAACUCCUUAUUACAAGUCACCUGUUGUAGCGAAGUAUUACAAGUCACCCGCUCCUUCAAAACAUUACUACAAGUCACCUGUGGUAGCGACGUACUACAAGGCACCUGUCCCUUCAAAGAAAUAUAACAAGGCGCCAUCCCCUUCAAAGAAGUACUACAAGGCGCCCGCCCCUUCAAAGAAGUACUACAAGGCGCCCGCCCCUUCAAAGAAAUACUACAAGGCGCCAUCCCCUUCAAAGAAGUACUACAAGGCGCCAUUCCCUUCAAAGAAGUACUACAAGGCGCCCGCCCCUUCAAAGAAGUACUACAAGGCGCCCACCCCUGCAAAGAAGUACUACAAGGCCCCCGCCCCUGCAAAGAAGUACUACAAGGCCCCCGCCCCUGCAAAGAAGUACUACAAGGCCCCCGCCCCUUCAAAGAAGUACUACAAGGCCCCCGCCCCUGCAAAGAAGUACUACAAGGCCCCCGCCCCUGCAAAGAAGUACUACAAGUCGCCGGCUCCUUCAAAGAACUAUUACAAGUCAUCUCCUAAAAAAUACUACAAAUCGCCAUCGCCUGCAAAAUACUAUAAGUCACCAUCCCCGUCAAAAUAUUUCAAAUCGCCUGUCCCUUCUAAAUACUAUAAAUCACCACCUCCACCAAAAUAUUACAAGUCACCGGUUUACAACAAGUCUCCACCGCCACCAAAAUAUUACAAGUCACCAGUUUACUACAACUCUCCACCACCACCAAAAUAUUACAAGUCACCAGUUUACUACAAAUCUCCACCACCACCAAAAUAUUACAAGUCUCCACCCCCACCAGUUUAUUAUGAGAAAUCACCUUCUUACUACAAGUCCCCUCCACCUCCUCCAAAAUACUAUUCACCAUCUUCUUACAGCUCUCCACCUCCACCGUACUACAAAGAAUCUAAGCCUUCCUACAAAUCUCCACCACCUCCCCCAUACUAUAAAGAAUCUACUCCUUCCUACAAAUCUCCACCACCUCCACCAUACUACAAAGAAUCUACGCCUUCCUAUAAAUCCCCUCCACCUCCACCGUACUACAAAGAAUCUACGCCUUCCUAUAAAUCCCCUCCACCUCCACCAAAAUAUGACGAACAAUCACCUACAACCUACAACUCACCACCUCCACCGAAGUCUUAUGAACAAUCACCAUCAUACUACUCACCACCACCACCAGUGAACGACUACAAGAAAACUCCCACCUAUGCCUCACCUUCACCACCCCCUCCAACAUCUUCCCCACCAAUCUACUAG